This is a messenger RNA of Aureococcus anophagefferens, 836 nucleotides long. RefSeq lists its product as hypothetical. The transcript has a single exon. The annotation marks the transcript as partial. Gene Ontology annotation, biological process: maturation of 5S rRNA; mRNA cis splicing, via spliceosome. The record is from RefSeq and is a predicted model, not a curated record. NCBI's taxonomy places the organism in Eukaryota, Pelagophyceae, Pelagomonadales, Pelagomonadaceae. Gene Ontology annotation, cellular component: U4/U6 x U5 tri-snRNP complex.
AGGGCGACGAGGCCGCCGCGGCCGUCGCGACGACCGUCAAGGCCGAGCCCCGGGCCGAGGGCGACGCGCCCGCGGACGCGGACGCGCUCGUCUUCACGUCGACGACGGAGUUCACCGCGCGGCUCCACGCGCGCCUCGAGGAGCGCGCGGCGGAGAACGCCGAGGCGUCCGCCGAGGCCGCGGCGGACGCGCUCGCCGCCGCGGGCGGCGCCGCCGUCAAGGCGGAGGCGGGCGAGCUGCCGCCGGACGAGAGCGACUCCGACGCGAUGAGCGACAGCGACGACGAGAGCCUCGCCGCCGCGGAGGCCGAGGACCGCGGCGACCUCAUCGACUUCCUCCACAAGCAGCCCCUCGCGCGCGACGGCAUGGCCGCGACCAUGGGCCUCCUGCGCCAGACGGGCGACGUCCAGAUCAAGCACGUCGAGCAGAAGGUCGGCCGCGCGCGCGACCAGACGAUCUUCGAGGACGGCACCGAGGACGACCCGGCCGCGCCGCCGGACCCCUCGCUCCAGUUCAAGCCCAUCAAGCUCGAGUACCGCGACGCCGACGGCCGCCUCCUCACGCGCAAGGAGGCCUUCCGCCAGAUGUGCCACAAGUUCCACGGCAAGGGGCCGGGCAAGAAGAAGCAGGAGAAGUUCGCCGCGCGCGAGGCCGAGCGCCAGCGCUCCAUCAAGAUGUCCGCCGGCGCCGGCUCCCUCUCCAUCCUCCAGCACGCCCAGGCGCGCACGGGCCAGGCCUUCGUCCCCAUCAACAACCAGACCGCCUACGCCGCCAUGGGCCAGCCCAAGGAGAAGUCCAAGUCCAAGAAGAAGAAGAAGAAGGCCAAGGGCCACUAG